Molecule: messenger RNA, 1659 nt
Organism: Moneuplotes crassus
Lineage: Eukaryota; Ciliophora; Spirotrichea; Euplotida; Euplotidae
Source: the annotation of a GenBank genome assembly
UGGAUCUUUAUGACCCAUGGGGACUUAGGAAAAUAGUCAUGUCGAUUCCUCUAAAUGAACCAGGGCAGGAAAUGGAUAUAAAUAUUGAGCAUCCAUGCCAAAUCUUUUCAAUUUUGCUCAAGCAUGACAUUUUGGGAAGAAUGCUUUUCCUUUGAUACAUGAGAUUUAACAACAAGAUGAGGUGUGAAACUACUUCUGAGAAACUUCUGCAAGCUUUAUUUGACUCAUGAACUGAAAUCACCAAACUAAUGCUUCAGAGGCAAAAGUAUGAGUAUAAAUAUGGGGUCACAAGAGCAUACAGGAGAGUAUAUAAUGAAGAAGACAAGAAAAAAUUUAUUGAAUCAUUGCAUAAGAUCAUGGAAGUUUAUGAUUUCCCUGAUGAUAUGCUCCAAGGCAGAGCUGCAUAUGCCCUGAAUAUGAUCAUCACAGCAAUGAAAGAGCAAAUGACUAAAGAUAGUUACAAUAUUUUGGCCCAAAGAGGGGAUAUUCUGACAGGUUCUAAACUAGACCAAGCUGUUAUAGAAGAGAUGGAUCAAUACUUCUGUGAUCUAGACAAAGCUGUCAGUUGAUGCUAUCAGUUCACAAUUAAGAAAGAUGAAGGAAUUAAGAAGUUUACUAAAAUGACUCCUUACAUAAUUGAUUUCAAAGAGACAACGACUGAUUUCUAUACCAAUGUUAGAAAUUCAGUGAUUUCUCAGGUGGCUCCUGCAAUAAAGCAAGAGAAGGGAUUUAGCAAUUAUCCAAACAUAGAAGAUCAUCUAACUCUAAAGAUUAACCACUAUCCUCAAAUGAUUAUUUUAUCUUCUGCUCUGAUAGAAGGUACAGACUGUUUGUUCAAGUUAGUUCCUCAAGAAUUCGACUUAAGCAAGGUAAAUUCCCCUGUAGCCCAAGAAGAGACCCAAGAUUUUGAAAUUGUAGAAGAGGAAAAGAUUGGAGACGAUGAAGAAGAAAUUAUUGGACAAGAUGAGGAAGAGAAAAUUGGUCAUGAUCAAGAAGAAAAUAAGCAGGAAGAUCAAGAAGGAGUCAGUUUAGGAACAACCAUUUAUGAGAUGAGGAAUUUAAUUUCAAUGAAUGAAAGAAAUCAAUUCUUUGACAUGAUAAAUCAUGAUGAUGGGGAUUGGUCAGGAUAUGCUCAGGAAAGAAACUUUGAUUAUCAAAAAUAUACAUUUAUAAAGCAUAAGAUCCCAGAUAAUGAUGUCCCAGUGCUCCCAAUUGAUGAACUAAAAAAUUUGGACAAUAUUCAGAAAAAUGAUAUCUUUAUGAAAUUAAAGCCACUCAUGCUAAUAUACAUGAAAAAGGACCAAUUUACUAAUAAUUUUGACAAAUAUAUAAGUGAUGAAGCUAGUGUUACUAAUACCUUCUCCAAUGAUGAUACAAUGUCCUCUGAUAACGAUGCUGAAAUUGCAAGGAAGUUACAGAAACAACUAAAUGGGAAGCAAUCAAAAGAACCCAACCCCAAGUCUUUGUUACAGAAGAUAAAUGAUUACUCAAUGCACAGAGCCGAUAGUCUUAGAUGGAAGUGUAGAUUCUGUGACAAGGUUCAGGAAACUUAUACAGCAUGUUUUGAUUGUGGUAAAAAUAAGAGUUUCUGCAUUGCAGAAGAAGAUGACUAAGAUAUAAGCAAAAAUUUAAGACAUCUUUGAUAAUAAACUAAAAGUU